Miscanthus lutarioriparius is the source of this 693-nucleotide messenger RNA. The record is from the annotation of a GenBank genome assembly. Lineage: Eukaryota; Viridiplantae; Streptophyta; Magnoliopsida; Poales; Poaceae.
AUGGCACCAUCCGUGACGCUCGUCGGCAGCUUCCUCGCCGCCCUGGCCCUCCUCGCCGUGGCCGGAGAGGCGGCUGUCUUCACGGUGGUGAAUCAGUGCUCCUUCACCGUGUGGGCCGCGUCCGUGCCGGUGGGCGGCGGGCGGCAGCUGAACCGCGGCGAGACGUGGCGGAUCACGGCCCCCGCGGGCACGACGGCGGCGCGUAUCUGGGCGCGCACGGGGUGCCAGUUCGACGCGAGCGGGCGCGGGAGCUGCCGCACGGGCGACUGCGGCGGGGUGCUGCAGUGCACGGGGUACGGGCGCGCCCCCAACACGCUGGCGGAGUACGCGCUGAACCAGUUCAACAACCUCGACUUCUUCGACAUCUCCCUCAUCGACGGCUUCAACGUGCCCAUGAGCUUCCUCCCCGACGGCGGGUCCGGGUGCAGCCGCGGGCCCCGGUGCGCCGUGGACGUGAACGCGCGGUGCCCCGCCGAGCUGAGGCAGGACGGGGUGUGCAACAACGCGUGCCCCGUGUUCAAGAAGGACGUCUACUGCUGCGUCGGCUCGGCGGCCAACAACUGCGGGCCGACCAACUACUCGAGGUACUUCAAGGGGCAGUGUCCCGACGCGUACAGCUACCCCAAGGAUGACGCCACCAGCACCUUCACCUGCCCCGCCGGAACCAACUACAAGGUCGUCUUCUGCCCGUGA